This is a messenger RNA of Capra hircus (goat), 3139 nucleotides long. It is a transcript of the gene ENOX2, whose product is annotated as ecto-NOX disulfide-thiol exchanger 2. NCBI's taxonomy places the organism in Eukaryota, Metazoa, Chordata, Mammalia, Artiodactyla, Bovidae. Gene Ontology annotation, cellular component: external side of plasma membrane; plasma membrane. Gene Ontology annotation, molecular function: protein-disulfide reductase activity; RNA binding. The record is from RefSeq and is a predicted model, not a curated record. Gene Ontology annotation, biological process: ultradian rhythm. Bases 42 to 1787 code for a protein of 581 amino acids. The transcript is spliced from 12 exons.
UAGCUGAUAAUAGUAGAACUCUGAAUGUGGAUUCAACUGCAAUGACUCUACCUAUAUCUGAUCCAACUGCAUGGGCCACAGCAAUGAAUAAUCUUGGAAUGGCACCACUGGGAAUUGCUGGACAACCAAUUUUACCUGAUUUUGAUCCUGCUCUUGGAAUGAUGACUGGAAUUCCACCAAUAACUCCAAUGAUGCCUGGCCUAGGAAUAGUACCUCCUCCAAUUCCACCAGAUAUGCCAGUAGUAAAAGAGAUCAUUCACUGUAAAAGCUGCACACUCUUCCCUCCAAAUCCAAAUCUUCCACCUCCUGCCACCCGAGAACGACCACCAGGAUGCAAAACAGUAUUUGUGGGUGGCCUGCCUGAAAAUGGGACAGAGCAGAUCAUCGUGGAGGUAUUUGAGCAGUGUGGAGAGAUCAUUGCUAUUCGGAAGAGCAAAAAAAACUUCUGUCACAUUCGCUUUGCUGAGGAGUACAUGGUGGAUAAAGCCCUUUAUCUUUCUGGUUACCGCAUUCGCCUGGGCUCUAGCACUGACAAAAAAGACACAGGCCGGCUUCACGUUGAUUUUGCACAGGCUCGAGAUGAUCUGUAUGAGUGGGAAUGCAAACAACGGAUGCUAGCAAGAGAGGAACGCCACCGCAGAAGGAUGGAAGAAGAAAGGUUGCGCCCACCAUCCCCACCUCCAGUGGUCCACUAUUCCGACCAUGAAUGCAGCAUUGUUGCUGAAAAACUAAAAGAUGAUUCCAAAUUCUCAGAAGCUGUGCAGACCCUGCUCACCUGGAUUGAGCGAGGAGAGGUGAACCGUCGCAGUGCCAACAACUUCUACUCCAUGAUCCAGUCGGCCAACAGCCACGUCCGUCGCCUGGUGAACGAGAAAGCUGCCCAUGAGAAAGACAUGGAGGAAGCAAAGGAGAAGUUCAAGCAGGCCCUUUCUGGAAUUCUCAUUCAAUUUGAGCAGAUAGUAGCCGUCUACCAUUCCGCCUCCAAACAAAAGGCUUGGGACCACUUCACAAAAGCCCAGCGUAAAAACAUCAGCGUUUGGUGCAAACAAGCUGAGGAAAUUCGCAACAUACAUAAUGAUGAAUUAAUGGGAAUCAGGCGAGAAGAAGAAAUGGAGAUGUCUGAUGAUGAAAUCGAAGAAACAACAGAAAGAAAAGAAACUGAAGAAUCAGCUUUAGUAUCACAGGCAGAAGCUCUGAAAGAAGAAAAUGACAGCCUCCGUUGGCAGCUAGAUGCCUACCGGAAUGAGGUAGAACUGCUCAAGCAAGAACAAGGCAAAGCCCACAGAGAAGAUGACCCAAACAAGGAACAGCAGCUGAAACUCCUGCAGCAAGCCCUGCAAGGAAUGCAACAGCAUCUACUGAAAGUCCAAGAGGAAUACAAAAGGAAAGAAGCUGAACUGGAAAAAAUCAAAGAUGACAAGUUACAGGUGGAAAAAAUGCUGGAAAAUCUCAAAGAAAAGGAAAGCUGUGCCUCUAGACUGUGUGCAUCGAGCCAGGAUAGUGAUUACCCUCUGGAGAAGACUCUGAACAGCUGUCCUGUCAAAUCUGAACGCGAAGCCCUGCUAGUGGGAAUUAUCUCCACAUUCCUUCAUGUCCACCCAUUUGGGGCAAGCAUUGAAUAUAUCUGCUCCUACUUGCACCGUCUUGAUAAUAAGAUCUGUACCAGUGAUGUGGAAUGUCUCAUGAGCCGACUCCAGCACACCUUCAAGCAGGAAAUGACUGGAGUGGGAGCCAGUCUGGAGAAGAGAUGGAAAUUCUGUGGCUUUGAGGGCUUGAAACUGACCUGAAUCCCUUUGCUUAACAACCUGGGAUCCUGAAAAUACAUGUGUGUUGGACAAGCUUUUAGAAAGUGAUUUGUAUUUUCAAUGCUUUUCAAGUGGAAAUUGCUUUAAAUUUGGCAGUUCAUUCCUGGAAUCUCUUUUGAGUUAAAAUAAGGAUCCUAGAACAGCACAACAGGCCCUAUAAAGAAGUCGACUUAAACCUCAAGUGCUGUAACUUCCUCUCUUUCUGUCAAUUGGUUGUCUAUUUUAUUAUUAGUAUUAAAAAGGCCUGAGGCUAAUGCGUAUUUAGGGUGUUUUCAGUGUCUGUACUACUGUUGUAGACUUUGGUAUUUUUUAAACACUGUUAACUGAAAUGUUUUGAUGAUUUGUACGUGAUUUGUGUUUCAGAACUUCUCUUUACAUUAAUGUUGCUACUGGUGAGAGGAAUGACAGGAGCGCUAGCGACUCCAUAACUGACGUUGUCUUUCCAAUUCCCAGUAGGCCAGUGAGUGAAUAACGCAUCAGUGUCUUCUAGAAGGUGCUUGACCAGGUUCACCUUUUAAAAGACAAAGCAUGGUUUGUGGCUUUUUGCAAAAUUACUGUGAACCAAACGUUGACAAAUGUUUCAGAGUUAUUUUCUCUAACGUGUCAAAAUUGAAAAAAAAAAAACACAGUGUAUUCACGGAAAGCAAGUGUCCAGUAUGACUGGCAUGUGUAUGUGGUAUUCAGAAUCACCUUGUAAAUAGUUUGCUUUUAAAGGAGGGCAUGUUUUCUAUGUAUUAAAACACACCUGUGUGCUCACCCUCACACAAACACACACAUACACAUUGGCAGAAGGAGUCUAUUUUAAUAUGCUUUCUCCUCCAGCCUUCUGACAACGUCUGGUGGUCCCUUUUCUUUUACUGUCAGUGUGUUGAAUUGCAAACCAUGUACUGCUGUAAAUACUAUGUUUACUUCAUGCUGAGUGUUUGCAAACAAUUGAUAAGAGUAUUAAUAGAGAAUUCUUGAUAAUGAAUAAAUAAUGGGCUAGGGUGUGUGAAGCUUCGUGCAAAUAGGUCAGCUCCACCUGGAGUGCUGAGUGCUGAGGACAAGUCCAAUUGUGCGUGGACCAGUCAGAAGUCCUGCUUGAUGGGAAAGAAAGGGAAACGAUGAGGACUGGGGGCUUAUAUCCUGAGGCAGAGGUGGUCUUUUCUUCUGUGGUGGUGGUGGUGCUUAUAAUAACAUCAGCAUGCCCUCCCUUGAGUCCUGAUUGAAAAGAAGAGAAUGUACUAAGUAAGCAAGGCCAAUGAAGAGUAUUUCAGGAAAAUACUUUGUAAAUCAGAUGUCAGUAGUGUUCAAAGUUGUAUUUUUAAAAGAUAAAUGUUCCUUUUUAUACCUCA